Molecule: messenger RNA, 716 nt
Organism: Melopsittacus undulatus (budgerigar)
Lineage: Eukaryota; Metazoa; Chordata; Aves; Psittaciformes; Psittaculidae
Product: myosin-IIIb-like
Exons: 6
Coding region: 3-716 (237 amino acids)
Biological process (GO): regulation of actin filament length; sensory perception of sound; positive regulation of filopodium assembly
Cellular component (GO): filopodium tip; photoreceptor inner segment; stereocilium tip
Molecular function (GO): ATP binding; protein serine/threonine kinase activity; microfilament motor activity
Source: RefSeq, a predicted model, not a curated record
GUAUGAUUGGAUUAGAAUCAUUAGCCGAUCCCUCAGAUACCUGGGAAAUUAUAGAGACUAUUGGAAAAGGCACUUACGGUAAAGUCUACAAGGUUGCCAAUAAGAAAGAUGGGAGUUUGGCAGCAGUAAAGAUUCUGGAUCCUAUCAGUGAUGUAGAUGAAGAAAUAGAAGCAGAAUAUAAUAUUUUACAGUUUCUUCCAAAUCAUCCUAAUGUUGUUAGAUUUUAUGGGAUGUUUUACAAAGCAGAUCGUUAUGUGGGAGGACAGCUCUGGCUAGUACUUGAGCUGUGCAAUGGAGGUUCUGUCACAGAGCUUGUCAAAGGCUUGCUGAAGUGUGGCCAGCAGCUGGAUGAAGCCGUAAUCUCAUACAUCUUAUAUGGUGCUCUCUUGGGCCUUCAGCAUUUACACAAUAACCGGAUCAUUCAUCGUGAUGUGAAAGGAAACAACAUUCUCCUGACAACAGAAGGUGGAGUCAAGCUCGUUGACUUUGGUGUUUCAGCCCAGCUCACCAGCACACGGCUGCGUAGAAACACCUCAGUGGGAACACCCUUUUGGAUGGCACCUGAGGUCAUUGCUUGUGAACAACAGUAUGACUACUCAUAUGAUGCUCGAUGUGACGUAUGGUCCUUGGGAAUAACAGCUAUUGAACUGGGGGAUGGAGACCCUCCCUUAUUUGGCAUGCAUCCGGUGAAAACCCUUUUUAAAAUUCCAAGGUAG